AAGUCUUCGAGAUUUUACCCACAAACCAUUGAAUUGUUCAAAUUACCUACAUCCGCUUCCGCUACAGCCUCUUUCUCGCAAGUCCAACCAUGGUGUUAAGUGAGUUCCGCUUCGUAGAAAUCGGGCGGGUGGCCAUAUUUGCCUACGGUCCUGAUAAGGGAAAACUAUGUGUCAUUGUAGAUAUUAUUGACCAAAACAGGGCACUAGUAGAUGGACCAGGCACAGGUGUCAAUAGGAAACAAGUCAACUACAAGGCUCUACAACUCACACAAUUUAAGUUAGAUAUCGGCAGGUCUAUGCGCACUGGCAACCUCCUCAAGGUCUGGAAUAAAGAAAAAGUGCAGGCCAAAUGGGACCAGACAACCUGGGCAAAGAAGAUCGUCAACAAAGCUAAAAGGAAGACAUUGUCAGACUUUGACCGAUUCAAGCUUAUGAAGGCGAAACAGGCAAGAAACCGCUUGAUUACCGUCGAGUGUGGAAAACUGAAGAAGCAGGCCAAGAAAGCACCAGCAAAACCCAUGAGGGUCAGGAAGCGCAAGAGUUAAACUUGUGUUGUACUAAGGACUUGUAAAUUAAAGAUGCUGGUGUAACAUCA
Messenger RNA from Mizuhopecten yessoensis (Yesso scallop), 595 nucleotides. Its product is annotated as 60S ribosomal protein L14-like. The coding region runs from base 90 to 545 and encodes 151 amino acids. The record is from RefSeq and is a predicted model, not a curated record. Gene Ontology annotation, biological process: ribosomal large subunit biogenesis; translation. Lineage: Eukaryota; Metazoa; Mollusca; Bivalvia; Pectinida; Pectinidae. Gene Ontology annotation, molecular function: RNA binding; structural constituent of ribosome. Gene Ontology annotation, cellular component: ribosome; cytosolic large ribosomal subunit. The transcript is spliced from 5 exons.